AUUCAGUCUUUCUCUUAAGAGUAAACUGGACAAGUUCGUCACUUUGCUAGAACGGAAAUUGUGAACGGAAAUUGUAAACAGAAAUUUACGUUAUCUUGCCAGUGAUUAUUAGAUUCGCGUUGAUUACCAGAGGAAUGGAUGAAUGAAGUAUUCGUUGAUUAAAAUCAUGGAGAUGUCGAUAAUAUUCAAGAUUCUCGCGAUCUGUGGUGUCUGGCGACCGAUUACGUGGUCGUCGCGAUUUAAAACAGUGGUAUACAGCAUCUACACUAUAUUCGUGUUGUGCGUUUCCGUCAACUUCACACUUACUCAGUUGAUUGCCGCGUUGAUAGCGGACAACGUGGACGAUUUCAUCGAGACGACUUAUAUACUUGUUACCGCGAUGGUCGCCUGUGGCAAAAUGGGAAACAUACUGGUUUACCGGAAAAAAUUCAUAGAGAUAAUAAAGAUUUUUCACGAGGAACCCUGCGCCACGUCGGAUACUGAGGAAAUGAAAACUCAGAUGAAAUGCGAUAAGCAGAUACGGAAUAAUACUAUACAGUAUUUGAUAAUGAUAGAAACGUCAGUUAUGACAACUUUAUUAAACUCCAUUAUGGUCGACAUUGGAAACAACCGACUAAUGUACAGAGCCUGGAUACCUUACAAUUAUUCGUCUACAGUUCUUUAUCCAUUAACAUAUAGUCAUCAGGCGAUAGGUCUAUUCUAUUUGUCAUUGCCUCAUGUCGCCGCCGAUGUACUCUUCUUCGGAUUGCUGAUGCAAACUUGUUGCCAAUUCGAAAUCCUCGAAUCUCGCUUGAACCGCAUAAAAACGAACGAAAAGAUGGCACUUAGAAAUUGUCUUCGUCAUCACAACAACAUUUACGAAUUAGCCACGAUGACGAACAACGCGAUGAACGUAACGAUUUUCUCGCAAUUUUUCGGAAGCUUCCUGGUGCUGUGCUUAAGCCUAGUACAGUUAUUGAAACAAGAUAUAAUGAGCGCCGAUUUCUUGGCGACGAUAUUGUAUCUGAGCACGAUUUUGAUACAGAGCUUUCUGUACUGUUGGUACGGGAACGAAGUCAAAUUGAAGAGUAUCUAUAUGGCACAAGUGAUUUUUCAAACCGACUGGACAGAAAUGAACGAACGCACUAAAAAGAUUCUCAUAGUCGCAAUGGCACGCACAACAUCGCCUAUAGUGUAUGAGAGCGCACAUAUUGUGACGGUGAACCUCGACUUCUUCGUGAUUCUGAUUAAAAGCUCUUACUCUCUGUACAACGUACUACAAACAACUAGGAAAUAGCUACUAUGAAGAAAAAGAGGCUUGAUAUUUGAGGUUUUCAUAGCCUUCUGGGUGUAAGGCGUAUACAUUUGAUGAGAUACUCCAUUGUAGCUAUUUCAGAGGUCCAAUGAUAAUUUCAUAGAUUAAUUCGAACACUUACAGUCGAUCCCAUAAGUAUUCCUACCCUGUACAUCUAAGCUACAAUGAGCACGACUUACACCUAGAGAUCGAUUACUAUCAACGACGAGAGAAUAAUAAAUUAAUAAUGAUGAACAAUUUUUCUACGUAAUAAAUCUCAUUCAAUUCAACAAGCUCUG
This is a messenger RNA of Hylaeus anthracinus, 1572 nucleotides long. RefSeq names its product odorant receptor 94a-like. NCBI's taxonomy places the organism in Eukaryota, Metazoa, Arthropoda, Insecta, Hymenoptera, Colletidae. The coding region runs from base 143 to 1276 and encodes 377 amino acids. Gene Ontology annotation, biological process: sensory perception of smell; detection of chemical stimulus involved in sensory perception of smell. Gene Ontology annotation, molecular function: odorant binding; olfactory receptor activity. Gene Ontology annotation, cellular component: plasma membrane. The record is from RefSeq and is a predicted model, not a curated record. The transcript has 5 exons.